AUGCUUAUCCACAAACGUUUGCCGAUUAUUCUGUUCAAAUUAAUUAACUUUUGGUUUAUUGUUACCACUGAGGAAAAGUCAUUCCAAAAAACUGAAAAUUUGGCUAUAGGAGCUUGCACUCAGUAUGAUUCAGAUUUUUGUUCAAGACAAGUGGAGAAUAGUGUUUGUAAUCGUGAGAAAAAUGAAUGCUUUUGUCGGAAAGGAUUUGUUGCAAUACGUGAAAAUGGCCGAGUUACAUGUAAAACAUUGCUAACUGAUUUAAAAUGUCGAGUAGAUCGUGACUGUGUUCAUGUGAAUCGAAGCAGUUGUCAUCCUGGUGCCGGCUAUUGUUCAUGUCCUGGGAAUACUAUUUACGUUCCUGAAAAACACGCUUGUAGAUCACGUUUUAUGUAUCAAAAUGAUCCAUUCUGUGAUGUUUGUAUUCAACUGAAAGGAACCUGUUUUAAAUAUGAACUAUUUGAAAGAAUUAUCACAGACCAAAGAGUGAAUCCUAAUGGUGUUGGUUGUGUUUGCCCAGAUCAUAGAGUGCCAAUUAGUACAAGAACAAGCGAUCCGUUAAAAUAUAUGUGCGAUGGAUAUUUGGUUGACAUUGGAUCGGAAUGUAACGAUGAAUCAUUAUUUUGUCGUUCAAUGAAUUCUGUUUGUAAACCAUUACAAGAAGAACUAUUGUUAUCGACUACUCAUUUGCAUAGUAUCAAAAAUAAUCUAUGGUCAGAAAAUUUUCCUGGUGUAGAUCAUUUACAAAGAAAUCAAAUUAUACGUACUUGUCAGUGUAAACCAGGAUAUUUACCAGUAUAUCAAGUUAAUUUAAAAUAUAAUGAAUGUUUCAAAAUACUUCCAAUGAAAGCCAAACGUUGUCAAAAAUGUGUUGAUACAGGUGGUCAGUGUUAUGAUCUAAAUGAUGAUGAAACAGGAGAUGGUUGUGACUGCCCGCCAAGUCUUUCAUCUAUUGUCUAUGGAAAGGAAAACUCAGAGACAUAUUGUGGGACUGCUCAUGUAUCUAUCAACUGUACAAAUGGAUAUUUCUCUGUGUGUUAUAAUCCUCAUUCCUAUGGACCGUACAGCAAUUUGUUUGAUGAUCUGAUGAAUCAUCAUUCUGUGGUCAGAUUAGCAUCUGAUAAUUAUCUGAGAGAAAGUUUAACUAGUGAAACAAACAAGACUUAUCACACUUCAAACUUCCAGAAUGUUUGUACACUCAAAUCAGAGAAUAAUGCAACAGAUACUGGAAACAUUUUCGUAACGGAAUCAACAUCACGUGACAAGUAUCAUUUACAUGGGACACAAAGUAAAAGAUUUUGUUUGAAUGUUGAUGUCUGGCAACAAAAUGGACUGUGUGGUAUCAGACUGUACAAACUUAGUCAUGAUACCGUACAGUACGAAGGAAUUUUAGAAGUCCUUGUCAAUGCUUCAAUACGUACUCCUAGCAGAGAUAAAAUUAUUCCUCUCAAGUGCAUCUCUCGAAUCCCGAAUAGACCAAUGAAUAAAAUUAAUGCUGGAAAUAUGCAAACGAUUGGCACCAUGAACCUAGCAAGCACACUAACUCAUCCUCAAAUAAUUUUGCGUCUAUUAAAUGAAAAUAACAAAGAAAUUCUAUCGGCUAUUGUUGGUUCACGUCUACGCUUGGAUGCCUCACUACUUAAUCCCUCAGGACCCUACAAAUAUAUUGCUGCUGAUUAUUGUUAUGGUAACAAUAGAUCUGUUCAUUCUGAUUACUUUUCAAGUGAAACAGGCACUUUACUUAUAGAUCACAGAUGCUUACACAAGAAAGCACUAUUAACUGCCAAAUUUUCAAAUAUUGGUUUACUGAAUGGGCAUUUGCAAACAAAUCUAUUUGAAGCUUUUAGGCUGGGUAACAUGACUUUAGUUUUCUUCACUUGUGUAUUCAGAAUAUGUCAACUGCCUACAGACUGUGAGCAGGCAAAGUGUAGAACCGAUGAUACAAUACACAAGGUUCAAUUAUCCGAGAUAACUGGAAAAGACAAUAUCAUCCCAUUUGUUAGCGAAAUUCCAAAUACCAAUGCAGGCAAUAACCAUGAACAUAAUAUCUACAAAGGUGACGGUUACUAUUUUCGUACUCAUACAUACGCUCAUAUUGAAGUGAACGAAAAACACCAUCAAACAUAUAACACUAAUAAUGGAUUCAGUCCAAGUUAUAUAACAUCAAAUCAUCAAUUAGACAUGAAGUCCACAUCAUCAUUGACAUCCACGCGUGAUCGAUUAUCAUGUAAUUAUGCUUUGUGUUUAACAACAGUUCAUUUAAGUUGGAUAUUACUCGGAUUGUUUGCACUACUUAUUUUAUUCUGUAUCACCCUUAUAUUAAUUUAUCGUAAAUAUCGAUUAUUUUUACAAAGAAGAACAUUAACUCUACUUGGAAAACAACCACAACAAAAUCAAUCUAUGCAGAAAUCAUUAUCAGUCUUAACAAAAAAUGGUUACAGUGAGCAUUCAAGUCCAUCAAGAUUAUAUAAUAAAGAAUAUUAUCAACCAAAUUAUUUAUUGAAUCCAGAUUUACCGCUUAAUUCAACAUUAUUAAAUACCAAAAAUUUAGAUUUGAAAUCAUCUUUUCAAUUAAAUCCAUUAACACCAUCUAAUACACCUUGUACUUCAACUGAAUCUGCAUUAUCAUUACCUCCAUUAUUAGCUACAUGUACAGCUGGAUCAUUGAAUCCUUUAGAUGGGAAAUUGAACUUUGGUGAAUCUACUACUUAUUCCACAAAUAAUAAUAAUAUGGCAUUAAUUUUAAAAAAUCCUGAUUCAUCUAAACACGAAACAAUACUAUGCGACAAUUCAGAUAUUUUUUGUCAUACAUUAGCUCCAACAAAAUUAGAUAAUUCUAAAACAUUACGUUCCAAUUCAAUGAUACCCAGUACAAUUGGACAAAAUUGUUAUUGUCAAAGUAUACAUGAUUCACAUUGUCCAUUACCAUUUACUCAGCAUAAUUAUGUAAAUAAUAAUGAAUAUCUAAAGACAAUAACAUCAGAUGACUGUUUUAUGAAUUCAACAUAUGUUCUAAAAGAGGAUUUAUUACGAAAGCCGAAUUGUACAAAAUUGCAUAAUAAACAAUGCUUAAAUGACACAGAUAUGAUUGACCUUUAUCCUAGUUCACAUAAUUUAAGUAAUAAGACAUUGGUAUGCAUAAAAAACGUUCAGCCAAAAUUAAUGAAUGAUGCCAAUGACGAGGAGAAGAAUUUAUGUACAACUUCAAUUUUAUCAACUGUCACAUGUUCACUGCCAAGUUUCCCAACCGUUAAACACUUUUAUUCAUUCCAAAAACCAAGAAAAAUUGAUAAUUCUGUUGAAUGCAACAGCAAAUUACUGGAUACAUCAACAUUGAAAAACCAUUCUAAACUAUGUAGAGGAAGCCUGAAAACUAGCAAUUCUUCGGUAACACAUUUUCCACCUGAUGAACAUCAUUAUCAUCAUCAUGGACUUCCAUGUUCAGGUUCUAUGGUUAUUCGUAAUAAUAACAUUAUAAAUGCGCAAACAACAAACUUCUGUGAUUAGUG
Molecule: messenger RNA, 3506 nt
Organism: Schistosoma turkestanicum
Lineage: Eukaryota; Metazoa; Platyhelminthes; Trematoda; Strigeidida; Schistosomatidae
Source: the annotation of a GenBank genome assembly